UGUGCGUACUUUUUGCUUUACAAGUAAGGCUUGAAACAUGUCUGAAACAGCUCCUGCUGCUCCCGCUGCUCCCGCACCUGUGGAGAAGACACCUGUUAAGAAGAAGGCCAAGAAGACCAGCUCCGCAGCUGGGAAGCGCAAGGCGUCUGGGCCUCCGGUGUCCGAGCUCAUCACCAAGGCUGUGGCUGCUUCCAAGGAGCGCAGCGGCGUGUCCCUAGCUGCGCUUAAGAAGGCGCUGGCAGCCGCCGGCUACGACGUGGAGAAGAACAACAGCCGCAUCAAGCUCGGCCUGAAGAGCCUGGUGAGCAAGGGCAUUCUGGUGCAGACCAAGGGCACCGGCGCCUCCGGCUCCUUCAAACUCAACAAGAAGGCAGCUUCUGGCGAGGCCAAGCCCAAAGCAAAGAAAGCAGGGGCGGCCAAGGCAAAGAAGCCUGCGGGCUCAGCCAAGAAGCCCAAAAAGGCUACCGGUUCCGCCACACCCAGGAAGACCAAGAAGACCCCGAAGAAAGCCAAGAAGCCCGGUGCUACUGCCGGCGCCAAGAAAGUUUCCAAGAGCCCGAAGAAGGUGAAGGCAGCUAAGCCCAAGAAGGCAGCCAAGAGUCCAGCAAAGGCCAAGGCUCCUAAGGCUAAGGCUACUAAGCCUAAGGCUUCUAAGCCGAAGGCCAACAAGGCAAAAAAGGCCGCUCCUCGCAAGAAGUAGAGUGGCGCGUCCUCCUUUGAAAAUCUCAAACGGCUCUUUUCAGAGCCACCUACAGAUCUCAUUCAAAAGAGCUGAGCUUGUUCUGGUAAGGUUAUUUUAGGUUUCCUCAGCCGGCUAUGGUCUGAGGCCAGCUAAUUCUGUACUCCACUUUGGGUGGUGUAGGUAAAAGCAUUCUGGACCUUUUCAAGUCAUAAUUUAGGGUAGGUUGUGUCAUUUUCCGCUCCAUUUUGGCUUCUGUCCAAAGUAAUAGUACUGAGCAUCUGCUCUGAACAUUGUUAUAUUUAAGCUCAGAGCUUGUUGGAAAGCCCUCACUUCUGGCGCCUAGGCUCUAUGCACAGGGACAUUUCAGCAAGCCAAUCCGGCAAUAGUUAAAGGCUCUAGUUGCAGUUUUUAAGUUUUCCUUUCCAACCCGUAUACAGACUUGUUUUGAGAAUUAUCCAAUCAAACCGUCCCCUCAGUCACUGUUGUGAAACCUUGCACCAAUCAGAGAUUGUGAUAUUAAGACUUAGGUUUAUACUGUGACGCUGGCUGACACUUUUUUCUCUGCUCCCGCCUCUGCUCACUUCAGAGUUACGGAAUUCAGCCCUAAGAGUGAGAGGCUGACAUGUUUUUAAUUUUUGUGUUGGCAGAGAAAUUACAAGAGCUACGAUUUCCCAAAGGUUUAGCCGGAGUUUUUAGGGGCUGAUCACAUGUCACUUUAAGCGUGGAAGCUUUUCUAAUACGUGCUUACGUUUUAGUAAAGAAAUCGAACAAC
Messenger RNA from Rattus rattus (black rat), 1454 nucleotides. RefSeq names its product histone H1.3. Gene Ontology annotation, cellular component: nucleosome. NCBI's taxonomy places the organism in Eukaryota, Metazoa, Chordata, Mammalia, Rodentia, Muridae. The record is from RefSeq and is a predicted model, not a curated record. The coding region runs from base 38 to 700 and encodes 220 amino acids. Gene Ontology annotation, biological process: nucleosome assembly. Gene Ontology annotation, molecular function: DNA binding; structural constituent of chromatin. The transcript has a single exon.